AAAGCCCUCCAUGAUUAAGGUGCUAAUUUGAAGGGGAUCAUGGGAAAUCCACGCCAGGUGGAACGUUACCACAUAAAUAGAAACACGUAGAAAGCUCACAUCCGGACACAACCGCCGCCGACAUCUUGUGUAGCACAACUUGGCAGCGGUGUAUAUGCAUAUAUAAGUAGUUUACAGCCGCACAGUAGGGCAUUUUAAUGCCUUGUCGCGUCCAGAAUUUCAGAAACCAUCAGUAAAAUCGUCGAAAAGUCGCAAACGAUCAAGGUUGUGCUACACAAGAUGGCGGACUCGCGGCGACAAAAAAGUACGGCUCGUGAGUUUUCAACGUAAUGUAGUUCUGUGAGCGUUCCCUUGAAAGAGCCUGUAAAGGAACUGAUAUACAAACAGCUACGCUUUUUCUAUUAACGAUCAAUUCAUUUUGUAAUCACAAGCGAUUAAUAAAUAAAGUGUCUUCAUUUCCGUAUCCCACACAUAAAUGCGGACACAUUUAAAAGUACACUCAGGUGGCCGUCGCUUUCAUUUUGAAAUACGUCAGAAGUGUCUUAACAAGCAUCGCGAGCUACGUGACAACUACAUUUCCCACCAUGCCGGAGUUGUACGUCAUUUCCGGUGUGUGCACACGGAAUAGUUUCUUGCAAGUGUUGAAUAAAUUGCUGGCGAUUAAAUCCAGCGAGUGACUAUACUUGAGACCUGAGGAUACAUUGUUUUAACAGGUGUUAUGAACGACUAUGAAGUUGUGCGUCAGAUCGGAGAGGGCGCCUUCGGGAAAGCCUUUUUGGUGCGACCUAAAGGCGUAGCAGACGCACAAUGCGUAGUGAAGCAGAUCAAUCUCACCAAGAUGUCCGGCAGGGAGAAGGACGCCGCCAAGAAGGAAGUGGCCCUCUUGUCCAGCAUGGAGCACUCCAACAUCGUGGCCUUCUUGCGCUCCUUCCAAGAAAGCGGCAGCCUGUACAUCGUCAUGGAGUACUGCGAUGGAGGAGACCUGAUGAUGAAGAUCAGCACUCAGAGAGGAGUUUUCUUUGCUGAACAACAGGUCCUGGACUGGUUCGUUCAGAUCUGCCUGGGCCUUAAACACAUCCAUGACAGGAAGAUCCUGCACAGAGACAUUAAAAGUCAGAACAUCUUCCUCACUGAGCGAGGGCAGAAAGUCAAGCUGGGCGACUUUGGCAUUGCCAGGAUUUUGAAUAACACCAUGGAGCUGGCGAGAACUUGCGUCGGGACCCCACACUACCUCUCUCCUGAGAUCUGUGAGAGUCGACCUUACAACAACAAAACGGACAUCUGGUCUCUGGGCUGCGUCCUCUAUGAACUUUGCACUCUGAAGCAUCCUUUUGAAGGCAGCAGCCUGCGUCAGCUGGUCAGUAAGAUCUGCAGGGGGCGCUACAACCCGGUGGCCGGCCGCUACUCCUACGACCUUCGCCUGCUGGUCACUCAGCUUUUCAAGGUGAACCCUCGCGAUCGUCCCUCGGUGACAUCCGUCCUUCAGCGUCCUUUCCUGCAGAGACACGUGCACGCUCACAUGGACGCUCAGGUUGAAGACGUCAGUUACAAUAAAAAAGCACCAACAAUUCAGGCCUGUAGACCAACACCAGACAGGAAGGAGUGCAGAGCAGCUGUGAAGAGACUUCCUGUCAAACCAGCAUGGAGAGGCUGCGCCCCCAACCACGCACCCCUCCCCCUCAGAGCAGCCGGAGACGCCACAUGUCAUCAGAACCAAAAGCUUGGACAGUACCAGCAGUUCUUUGUCCAGCUGGACGCCCUCGAGGAGGCGGGCGCCUGUCCUCCGCAUCCUCCUCCACGUGAGCCCUUUGAAGACCACCUGGUUCCUUCUGUUGAACCCUACCAGCUAGUGGCAGCAGCUCGUGAAGAGUACCUUCAGAGACGUCAGGAGGCCAACCAGUACAAGCUGAGAGCGGAGAAGCAGCUGGGUCUGCGUCCGUGCACGGCGGAGGGCUGCAGACCUGCUGGCGGUCCAGAAGAUGAAACGCCACCGUGUGAACGCCAACAUACAGUUCAGGACAGGAAGCAAGAGAGUCAGCAGGUGGGAGUCAAGUGGAUUCCGCCUAGCAAACCAAGCGGGCUGAGAUGUUUCCAAACGUGUGUUCAGGAGUAUCUGAGGCAGCUUCAUGCCAUCAGACACCAGUAUCAUCAGGACAUGAGACAGAUGAGGCUGAGAGCCGAAGCUGAGAGCGUCGUCGAUCAGCCACCACACCAACAUGACACUUUUGUGAUGGACAAAGAAGAUGAAGCCCAAGCAGUGCAGGACAUUGAAGCGGCUUUGAAGGAGAUCAGGCAGGAGAACAGAAAGCGGAGGAAAGAGCUGGAGAAGAAACACAAGGACCAGAAAGCAGUCAUGUUUGAGAUCCGUCUGGAUGGAAAGGAUGGGAUGGAGGACACCACAGAGGAGCAGAAGUACCAAGAGGGAGUGGACCAUCUCAACCAGGAAGUCUCCUUGAAUUUGGCCAGGAGGGGCUGGAGCCAGAGACCUCCUGAGACGCUCCUGGAGGCGCUGGUCCACAUGGACUCGCUCUCCAGCACGGUAGCGGAGGCCCACCAAGGUGAGGACGAUGAGUCAGGUCGUCGGCAGUGGGUCCACCGCCCCCCCAAGACCCUAAUGGACGCGCUAGCGCAAGCUGACUUGGCGAGCCCAGACUCGCACAGGAAGGAGAACGAAGACGAUUCCGAUGUGGAGAUGGACGAAGAGCGCAUGGAGCCCCGGUCGGACGACGACGACACGAACUUUGAGGAGUCUGAGGACGAUCUCAGGGAGGCGGUGUCUGACUCCAUGAGGAACCUGCUAAUCAUGGACGACGAUGACGCCGAGGCAGGGGGCACAGAGACUCCCCACCAGAACCCAGAGGAAGAACCGCAUGCGGAGAAUGCUGAUGUCGCCGUCGUGGUUGUUCCCUCUCAGCCUGAAGGAGACGAUCCCGGAGACGAUCCCGGAGACGAUCCCGGAGACUCCUGCAGAGACGAUGGCGCUUCCAACACCAACCCGACGUCGUGGCUCUCCUGCUCCUGGUCAGCGUCCAUCCCUCCCUCCUCCAUGUUUGAACAGCCUCAACUUCAAUGGAAUGGAGUGUGGCUUCAGGAGGCUAUCAAACAUCAUUGCUGACAUCACUGUGUCACGUCAAUUCACCUCUGUUACACGUCGGAUUGACUCCAAAGGGGAAGAUGUCACAGAAGUAGCGUGGGGAUGUCAUCAGUGAGCGUCAUCGUGCCGAGGGGCGGUGCCAGACCACUGAUGUGACUAGAUGAGUCGUCGCCCAGCGCUGACAUCAGACAUCAGCGUGCAGCAGCGGACCUGCCGCCACACCAGCAUCCACCGCCACCACGACGACGACGACACCCGCCUCCUCAGGU
This is a messenger RNA of Doryrhamphus excisus (bluestripe pipefish), 3363 nucleotides long. The record is from RefSeq and is a predicted model, not a curated record. NCBI's taxonomy places the organism in Eukaryota, Metazoa, Chordata, Actinopteri, Syngnathiformes, Syngnathidae.